GGACACAGUGUUUGCUGGGAAGGGAAUAGUUCAGGGGAAACUUGGAGAUACACUGACCUGCUUGUGAAGCUAUUUUGUUUUGAAACUUUCUGGGAUUUCCAUCAAAGAGCCAUCAGCAUCACUGCUUGUGAUCAACACCAAACUUUAUCAGAGACUAUGAGCAGCAACUACAGCGUCACCCUGUUAAGCCCCGCUCCCUGGGGCUUCAGGCUACAAGGAGGAAAGGACUUCAACAUGCCCCUCACCAUCUCCAGGCUGACUGAUGGUGGGAAAGCAGCUAAAUGUGGGAUCGCUGUUGGAGACACGGUUCUCUCCAUCGAUGGUAUUUCAACAGAGGGCAUGAACCACCUGGAAGCCCAGAACAAAAUCAAGAACUGUGCCGGCAACCUCAGCCUUACACUGCAGAAGACCUCCAGUGUUUGUAAACCUCCUCCGGUGGCCCCAAAGGGCGACAGAGCAGACAUCAUUAAACCAGUAGCCAUCACCCGCCCAUCUCCUCCCCUUCACCCCCAACCUCGUUGCUCUGUACCCUACAACAAGGUCCCCAGACCUUAUGGGGGGUGUCCAUCACAGAGUGAAUGUCCUAGCUCACAGUCACCGUUCACCACCGUCAUCCCUUCCCCAUCCUCGGCCUUCACUCCUGCCUCAUCCUACACUAGUCCUCUUCCUCCACCUCUUCGGCCCCCAUCCCCUCCUCCUUUCUCUUACCCAUCGUCUGCCUCCUCCUCCCCCACGGUCCUUGUUCCACCCCAGCCAUCGGUGUACAACACACCAAUCAACCUGUACUCUGCUGAGAAUGCGUGCGAGGUGGCCAUGGGGCAGAUGCGGGGCCUGUUGGAGAGUCAGGGUGGAGUCGUACCAUUUCAGUUGAAUGGAGCUCCCAGGAAACACGUUGUGGACACUGACAUCCAUUUUUACCACGUGCCCACUCAUGCUGAUGCCAGCAGAAAGCGUAUAACGGAGGACACAGAGGACUGGCGCCCACGCACAGGCACCACCCAGUCCAGGUCCUUCAAGAUUCUGGCUCAGAUCACCGGCACUGAGAACGUUCAAAAUGAGGAAGCCGACUCAUCCAAGAAGACAAAUGAGGAUGCUGAGGAGCCUGGACUCAGCUCACACGAGUCUGCAGUUGUCAAGACUAUGAUCAAAGGAGCUGCUCCAAACUACGGUCAAGGUUUGGUCUCCUGUUCGUUUGGAUUGAAGGGUAAUACCAGUUCUGUCUCGAGGGGUCCUGUACCAACCCGACCUGCGCCUCAGCCCCACCCUAAAGAUGAGGACACGCUGGUUCAAAUGGCAGAACAUUUUCCUGCUGGGAUGCGAACACCCAUGUGUGCCCACUGCAGCAUGGUCAUCAGAGGGCCAUUUUUGGUUGCGAUGGGAAAAUCGUGGCACAAAGAGGAAUUUAACUGUGCCCAUUGCCACACUUCCCUGGCAGAUAUAGGCUUUGUGGAGGAAAAGGGAUAUGUGUACUGUGAACACUGCUAUGAAGAGUUCUUUGCUCCAACUUGCAGUCGCUGCCGGGCCAAGAUACUGGGUGAGGUGAUAAAUGCUCUCAAACAAUCAUGGCAUGUCUACUGCUUCCUGUGUGCCACCUGUCAGCAGCCAAUAAGAAACAACACUUUCCACCUGGAGGAUGGAGAGCCUUACUGUGAGCAAGACUUUUACAGUUUGUUUGGGACCUGUUGCCAUGGAUGUGAGUUUCCUAUUGAGGCUGGGGACAAAUUCAUAGAGGCACUUGGUUACACCUGGCAUGACACCUGCUUCGUUUGCACAGUAUGCUGUUCCACUCUAGAGGGACAAACCUUCUUUUCGAGGAAGGAUAAACCUCUUUGCAAGAAACAUGCUCACUCAGUGAAGAUAUGAACCUUGGCUCCUUUGCUGUUGAAGUUUACCUGGCUGUAAGCAGAAUAGAUG
Messenger RNA from Nematolebias whitei (Rio pearlfish), 1914 nucleotides. It is a transcript of the gene pdlim5a, whose product is annotated as PDZ and LIM domain 5a. The record is from RefSeq and is a predicted model, not a curated record. Gene Ontology annotation, biological process: heart development; actin cytoskeleton organization; muscle structure development. Lineage: Eukaryota; Metazoa; Chordata; Actinopteri; Cyprinodontiformes; Rivulidae. Gene Ontology annotation, molecular function: muscle alpha-actinin binding; actin binding. The transcript has 13 exons. The coding region runs from base 157 to 1863 and encodes 568 amino acids. Gene Ontology annotation, cellular component: adherens junction; filamentous actin; stress fiber.